This is a messenger RNA of Strongylocentrotus purpuratus (purple sea urchin), 3217 nucleotides long. RefSeq names its product cGMP-dependent 3',5'-cyclic phosphodiesterase. NCBI's taxonomy places the organism in Eukaryota, Metazoa, Echinodermata, Echinoidea, Camarodonta, Strongylocentrotidae. Gene Ontology annotation, molecular function: 3',5'-cyclic-AMP phosphodiesterase activity; protein homodimerization activity; 3',5'-cyclic-GMP phosphodiesterase activity. Gene Ontology annotation, cellular component: mitochondrial outer membrane; perinuclear region of cytoplasm; mitochondrial matrix. The transcript has 21 exons. Bases 10 to 2283 code for a protein of 757 amino acids. Gene Ontology annotation, biological process: cGMP catabolic process; negative regulation of receptor guanylyl cyclase signaling pathway; regulation of mitochondrion organization. The record is from RefSeq and is a predicted model, not a curated record.
GGUGUGUGCAUGCAGCGUCUGCGAGGCGGGGUAGCCAUGGGAGGUCCCCAAGGUCAACAUCAGGUCAGCUCUACGGUGCACGACGAUGCCAUCCUCCAGCUGUGUGCUGACCUCCAUGACACAGAUGCAGCCUCUAUGCAACUCAAGGUCAUCAGAUACCUUGAGAAACAGACCAAUUCUGAAUGCUGUACACUUCUAGUGGUUUCAGAAGAUGCAAAUGAACUAUUCUGUCAGGUUAUUGGAGAGAAGGUCCUUGAAGAAGAAGUCCGAUUCUUGGUUCCCGUGUGCUGUUUUCAUUGUGUGCUCACAAGCAAGAAGGUUCUGAGACUGGACGAUAUCAAAGAGUGUGAGCUGGGUGACCUGAACAACAAACUGAAACUUGAGAUCAAGUCCUUGCUGGCCGUACCCAUCAUCAACCAAGCUACCUCCAAAGUGGUGGGCGUGGCAUGUGCAAUCAAUAAACGAGGUGCAAAGAAAUACACAAAUGCAGACGUCGAUGUGAUCAAACACUGCUUCAAAUACACAGUACCAGUCCUGACCAGUACAUUAGCACUGCAGAAAGAGACGCAGCUAAAACAUGAAACACAGUGCAUGCUUCAAGUAGCCAAGAAUCUAUUCACUCACCUCGACGAUGUGUACGUACUCCUGAGAGAGAUCAUGCAAGAAGCAAGGAACUUAACUCAGGCUGAAAGGUGUUCCCUGUUUCUUGUGGAAAAUGAUGAACUCGUAGCAAAAGUGUUCGACGGCCAGCUGGAAUCGGGAGACGAAGUACGGAUACCAAUCACACAUGGCAUUGCGGGCCAUGUAGCCAGUACAGGUAAAAUCUUGAACAUCAAGGAUGCCUACUCUCACCCUCUGUUCUACCGAGGAGUGGAUGAUAGCACCGGAUUCAGGACCAAGAACAUCCUAUGUUUCCCGAUCAGAGAUGGACCAACUGUCGUUGGAAUUGCCGAACUAUGCAAUAAAGUCAGUGGUUUGUUCUUCACAAAACACGACGAAGAUGUGGCAUCUGCCUUUUCCAUCUACUGUGGCAUCAGUAUUGUACAUAGUUUGCUAUACAAGAAGAUGAAGGAUGCUCAAUACCGCAGCACAUUGGCCAAUGAGCUUAUGAUGUACCAUAUGGAGGUCGGGGAUGACGAGUCGAAGAUUCUCCUGAGCAGCGAAAUCCCGUCAAUCAAACAGUUCAGUCCCCGGAUGUCAAAUUUCACAUAUUCCCCUCGCAGUAUUCCAGACUCGGACACAUUGAAGGCGUGCAUGUGUAUGUUUGACGACAUGAAUAUGAUCAACCGCUGGCGAAUCAACCGAAGAACCCUCGCCAAGUUCUGCAUGCUUGUCAAGAGGGGCUACAGGGACCCGCCGUACCACAACUGGUACCAUGCCUUCACCGUCGGUCACUUCUGCUAUCUUCUCUACAAGAAUAUGGACUCCCUCAAGGUCCUCACUGAGAUUGAGGUGUUUGCGUUAUUUGUGGCCUGUCUGUGCCAUGACUUGGAUCACAGAGGAACAAACAACAGCUUCCAAGUUCACUCGCAAUCAGUACUGGCGGCUCUCUACAGCUCUGAAGGUUCAGUCAUGGAGAGACAUCACUUUGCUCAGGCUAUGUGCAUCGUCAACACAGAGGGAUGCAACAUCUUUGAGAACCUCAACAGAGACGAAUAUCAGAAGGCCCUGGACCUGGUCCAGGACAUCAUCCUAGCGACAGACCUGGCCCAUCACCUCAGGAUCCACAAAGACCUGGAGAAGAUGGCCAGGGACGGGUACAACGUGGACGACCCGGAACAUCACAAGCUGCUGCUCUGCAUGCUCAUGACCUGCUGUGACCUCUCAGAUCAGACCAAGAACUGGUCCUGGACUAAGAAGAUUGCUGAGCUGAUUUACCACGAGUUCUUCAGCCAGGGAGACCUGGAGAAGGCCAUGGGCCUGGAGACACCGGAGAUGUUUGAUCGAGAGAAGGCUUGUAUUCCAGAGCUCCAGAUUGGAUUCCUGGACCACAUAGCUCUACCUCUAUACAGGGUACUGGGCCAGACGUUUCCCCAGACGAAAACCGUGGUGGAUGCGGUGGAGACCAACAGGGUGAUGUGGACGAAGCUGCGAGACGAGACCAAACAGAGACGGCUGAGCAGCACCAACUCACUGGACUUCUUCCACAUCCAGUUCAAGAGCGAGCUCAACGGAGAUAAGAUGGCCGAGGAGGACGAAGACGACUGCGAGGAGGAGACAGAAGCCAAAGCGCUGGAAGAGACGGAAGGAGAAAAGAUCGACCACAACGAAAAUUGCAAGUGAUGGCCGGUGAUGGUCGCGUGAUGUCUUGGACUCGUGGGAGGAUAGAGACAUCAUAAUUAUCCAUGUGAUGAGUUAUUGCUUUGAUUCGAUAAGCGUGGCAAGAUAGAGAAUUUGAGAUACGGGCGGUUAAAGUAGAAACCUGCCAUUGAUGGAUUGUAAGUAAGGAGUAAGCAAACUUUAAAGCAAGACGAAAGAUGCAGUUCUACUAUUCCUAGAUCGUCAUGACAACUGCACGAUAUAUAGCAGGCUAAAAAAAGCAAAUGACACAAUUUAAAAAUCUUUUUUUUUAGAUGAAAUGCAACAAGGAGAGAAGCAAUUUGGACGCAGUGUACUUAGAGAAUUCAUCAAUAAGAACAGAGAAGGAUACCUGGCACAACGAUAGAUUAGAUUGUAAAGGGAAUGAUUGUUAUCGCCAUGGUAACAAUGGAUAUCAAACUGAAUUGCUGAGGAGAUCUAGAUACACAAUCUUCAACCAACUAUACCCAAUGUCUUCAGUAUCUUAGAUUGCAUCUCUGCAUUUGAAGAGCAGGGAAUGGAUCAAAGGUUCAUCGAUAUAAAAUUUGGAUGCAGAAAGGGAAGGCAGCUGUGCCAAAGAUGUAUUCUUCACUACAGGACCCCGUUUCACAAAACUUGUCAUCAGUGACAAAUGACAGUCUUUGUUAUAAGCUACUGAAAUCCUUGCUUCUGAUUGGUUAUCAGCAGAUUUGUCACUGAUUUUUUUUUUUAUUUGUAAUCGAAAAAGGUUGUGUGAAGAAAAAAACCCAGGAUAAUCACUUCACUGGGUUCACCCCAAUGCAUUUGUUUGGGAGUGUUAUUUUGGUAAUACUCUGGUUUAAAACCAUGGUGUAUGAAGGUUGAUGUGAAUAUUAUAUACAGUGUCAUACAGUACAUGUACAACAGUGAAGGAAGAGGGCAGGAUGAGGGAGGGAGCGAU